Hymenoscyphus albidus is the source of this 2292-nucleotide messenger RNA. Lineage: Eukaryota; Fungi; Ascomycota; Leotiomycetes; Helotiales; Helotiaceae. The record is from the annotation of a GenBank genome assembly.
UACGAAUUCGUUUAUCUAUGGAGCAUCUCAGCAAAUCUCACUCAAAAUAUAUCGAGAUAAAACGUUGCACAAUGAACCGAAAUUGGUUUCGCUUAAGCUUCUGGCGAGGACAGAAGGAAACUACACACGAACACGGUGAAAUCCCACUGGCCAACCCGCCCAUACAUGUCGUAUGUGUUUUCCAAGCUUGCCCUUACACUAAACUUGAGUUCUCACUGAGACGUCUCAUCUAGCCCUCCGACAGUUCGUACGCGGGAAUACUACAACCAAGGCGAUUUCCAGAGGGAGGAAGUAACAAUACCUUCGAGCCCCCUCUUAUUGCUGCAUUCCAACCUUUCAAUGUUUCCCCGGCCGAACUCCCAUUUCCCUCGAUUGGUGGCCAUCGUACGAACCCGCCUACGCUCGAUACGGUCGUUGAAGCUGUAGAGCUAGAUGGGACAAGUCCUAUUAUUACCACACGAACACCAACCCAACCCUCACAGAAUGAGGAGAAUGAUGUCCAUGCAUCAGAUGAGCCGGGAGGAAAUGACGCCAAUCCGGCGCCGGAAGCAAGUAAUCUGAUAGCAGGAGAUUUUGAACAGCCAUAUUUCGAGUUAUUCACCAGAGCACCGUCACCAGACAUGACUUUUCAGCCGGCUGCACCAAGACUGACUCCACGAGACCUCAUGUUUUUCAAUGAGCCCACGAAUGGAGUUGGCACAUCGACCGUCCCACCCGUAGAAUCCAGAUUCACAGAUACAGAAAAGGAGACAGGCGAUCGAUUCUACGACACGAGUAAGCCGAACUGCACCUUAAAUAUAGUCUGCUAUCGUUCUGGGGCGCGAGGGUGUCAGUUCCAGAAAUUACAAACGGCCAGGGAAGAUAGAUUCAAAAGCGACGUCGAGUUUCAAAAAAAUAGAGAGCGGAUUCCGAACUUGAUAUAUAGUGAUCGUCAGUUUUUUGAGGCGCUGAGAGAGGCGUAUCUCGGGAAGAUGUGUGGAUUUUGGAGACGGGCUGUCUUUUUGAAGAGUCUUAGGGGGAUAAGACUUCUCUCGGUUAGUUUCCGACCUGUUGGAUAUCACGGAGCAAGAUUUAAUCUUUGAUAUUCCAACCUCUCACAUCAAUUUCUUAGAUCACACCCACCACCCGUCCAACAAUCGUUCCCCUCGACGACUUCAUCAUCCAAGAAGUUCUCCACGCGUAUCAAAAUCCCUCCACAAUCGAGACCGAGCAUGACUGGAUCGACUGGGUAUUCCGUCUACGCCAACCGGAUCGUCGACACGCCCUUGAAUUCGUGGAGGGUUGGAAUGGAACGAGGAUUGCGAUUGCGGGGCUGAUGCCCUUGUUGGUAUCGUGUGUGUUGGGGGUUGUUUGGAGUUGGAGGACCGGGGAUGUGCAGACUGCUUUUACGGUUGCGGGGUUUGUGUUGACUGCUGGGACUUGUAAGUUUGAUUUUUGCCUCCGCUAUGGAUUUGGAUGAGGUGGGGAAGAGAAGGGGAGGUUUUAUGGCAGGAAUUGUGUGCUAAUGGUUUAUAUCUUAGUGGUGUUGGCUUUGCUGGCUAUUAUUAGUGGGAUUGAAGCUUCGGGACGAGCUAGUACUUGAGUAUGUGUUACUACUUGGAAAACUAAGCGAAGAGAAACCAAAUUACCUGAUCGCCCAGAUCUAGAGAGAACCAGACGGACUUCUGAUACUAAUACAAAUCGUUCUAAGCCUCCUAAACUAAUCAUCAUAUACCCGUUCCAACUCGCUUAAUUACGACCGAAAGAAAACAUUUAGAUUUCCGAAACAUUCAUCAAACAUAUCCAACAAAUCCACAUCUGGCCACGUUAAUGAAAUAAAAACGAAUCCCAGGAACUUUUCUUGUCCACCGGAAGCCUUUCAGCUCUCUAUCGAAGCCUUGAUGAAAUCAGCACCUUACAAGCAUUGGUAAUCAACUGUGUACUAAAGGAGUAGAAGGAUCCGGGUACUUCUAGUACUCGGGCGGUGGGACUAGCCACACGUGACAAUCCUCGGUACCGGGAAUAGGGGAUAUGUCGCAACACUAUAUAAUUAUUUGAUUCGAGGGAUGAUGAAUUGCCAAUAUUAGGCGAGGAGUGGGGUAGUCGAUUUACCUGCCCAAGGAUUCAUCGCACGGCCCUAUGUAAGUCCUUUCGUUAAAGGAAUAUUUAUAAAAAGAAAGCUAAAUAAGAUAUAACUCUUCCUGAUACACUUUAUCGAAAGUGCGAAUUUGAGCCUGAGAAAUGCACAUAGAUACAAGUUGUCUUCCUCUAAUUAUAAAACGCAUUUCAUCUCAACGGAAUAGCUCUCAAAAU